AUGUUCUUCAUCAUCGGAUUGGGACUCUGCGACGAGAAGGACAUCACAGUCCGGGGCUUGGAAGCGGUUCGAGGAGCUGCUCGCGUCUACCUCGAAGCGUACACGAGCAUAUUAUUAGUCCAGAAGGAGCGCUUGGAAGCACUCUAUGGGAAAGAUGUGAUCCUGGCGGAUCGUGACAUGGUGGAAACCAACAGUGACGCUAUCCUCGAGGACGCCGACAAGGAGGACGUCUGCUUUUUAGUGGUCGGGGACCCUUUCGGAGCCACCACGCACACGGAUAUCAUUCUCCGAGCGCGCGCGCGCAAGAUCCCAGUCCGCGUGAUCCAUAACGCCUCGAUCAUGAACGCGGUGGGCGCCUGCGGUCUGCAGCUGUAUAAUUUUGGACAGACGGUCUCACUGGUUUUCUUCACGGAUACCUGGAAGCCGAAUAGCUUCUAUGAUCGCAUCGCCGAGAACGCUGAACUCGGGAUGCACACUCUCAUUUUGCUGGACAUUAAAGUUAAGGAACAGAGCGAAGAAAAUUUGGCCAGGGGGAGGAAAAUCUACGAGCCACCGCGCUACAUGUCGAUCACAACCGCGGUCUCGCAGCUACUGGAAGUCGAGGAAACUCGUGGAAAAGGUAUUCUAGCAGGCGAAAAAACGCUCGCAAUCGCGAUGUCUCGCGUGGGCGGCCAGGAGGAGCAGCGCAUUGUAUGCGGAACGCUCGCAGAAUUACUGGCUCAGCCAGAGGAAAAAUUUGGGUCGCCUCUGCAUAGCUUGGUCAUCGUAGGGAAGAGAGUGCACCAUCUGGAGAUCGAGUACGCCAAAGAGUUCGCGGUGAAUACCGAAUCUUGGCUGGAUGUUGCGCAGCGGGUGUAUGGGUGCAGAAUGGAUUAGCCAUUCUUUGGACGACGUAUCAGGAAGCCUCAAGCCCGCAUGCACAUAUUCAGCUUUCCUUCUCUGGCUCCGGUCAGUGCGACCCAACUCCUGAGACGUCGCCGCAAAGUCUGUAUGGAGUUCCUUCGCAGCGUCAUUGCAUUCUCAUAUCCUGGUACGCUUAUUCGUCACGACCACCGAACGAAGCUGCCUAUGGAUCGCAGUCGCACAAUCAAGACAUCGAGCGAUGGGGGGCCAUACGAACUCUUCCCAGAAACAAAAAUAGCGCUCCGAGUCGCCGGGCAAACAUCUUCCUAAGACUACUUAUAUCCGAUCAUCUAGCUUGGCGACGGUUAGAGAACAGUUGGGGCGGGUGCUGACCUAUGAUGACUCUGUACGAAGUAUGCCACCGUAAACUGCUAGGGACGCAUGCCAAGGGCACAAGAUGUUUAUCCG
Molecule: messenger RNA, 1311 nt
Organism: Punctularia strigosozonata HHB-11173 SS5
Lineage: Eukaryota; Fungi; Basidiomycota; Agaricomycetes; Corticiales; Punctulariaceae
Product: Diphthine synthase
Exons: 5
Coding region: 1-876 (291 amino acids)
Biological process (GO): protein histidyl modification to diphthamide
Molecular function (GO): diphthine synthase activity
Source: RefSeq, a predicted model, not a curated record